GCCAGCCACGCGUAAAUUAUUUGAUUUCUCCUGUCAGUUCCUCUUCCUUGCCCUUCGGGAAGUGGGAGAACGCACUCGCCUCCUGGGCGGAGACAGCGCGCGAGCUGGACGUUUCGGGGCUAGCGUCGUGCCAGCCCCAGCGUGCAAUCAACCGGCUCCCGAAACGUCCAUCUGCCUGCGAAACGCACGCGGACCAGAGCAGAGUAGAACAGAGCGUUCCUCUGCUUCGGGCAUGUCGUCCUGCUCCGGCGCCACGGUGGCGUGCUGCGAUGGCUCCCGUGCGGGCGAGAGGGCCCUCACGGCCUCCUUGCUACCCAAGACGGAGGUCGUCGUGCCGGUCGAGGAGGCUGGCGCCGCGGAGGAGCUGCCGCCGGUGCUCACGCGCAAGCAGCCGGGCUGGCUCGCCAGGGCGGUGAAGGAAGUCUGGUCCGUUUCCUUGUCCGUCACAUUCCCCAUGAUGCCGUCGAUGCCGGCCGGCGCGGCGGGCGCGGAAGCGCGGUCCAUACUGGGCCUCGCGCUGCCGAUGAUCCUGACGGGGCUGCUUCUGUACCUCCGGUCAAUGAUUUCGAUGCUCUUCCUCGGCCGCCUCGGCGGGCUGGCGCUCGCCGGCGGCUCCCUCGCCAUCGGCUUUGCCAACAUCACCGGCUACUCCGUCUUGUCGGGCCUCGCCAUGGGCAUGGAGCCCAUAUGCGGGCAGGCCUUCGGCGCGGGCCAUUACGAGCUCCUCGGCGUCACCACGCAGCGCACUGUCCUGAUGCUCGUUGCGGCCGCCGUCCCCAUCGGCUGGCUGUGGGUGCACAUGCGGCCUCUGCUCCUGCUCUGCGGCCAGGACGCCGGGAUCGCCGCGGUCGCGGAGACCUACAUUCUUGCCUCCCUACCGGACCUACUCCUCCAGGCGUUCCUCCACCCCGUCCGCAUCUACCUCCGGACACAGUCCAUCAACCUGCCUCUCACCUUGUGCGCCGCGCUCGCCAUUGCUCUCCACCUGCCGAUCAACUACGUCCUCGUCUCCGUCCUCGGUCUCGGCAUUAGGGGGGUGGCAUUGGCCUCUGUGCUGGCAAACUUGAACCUCCUCCUGUUUCUCUUCGCUUACAUAUUGUUCAAGGGCGUGCACAAGCGCACUGGCGGCUUCGCGCUCUCGGCCGACAGCUUCCGCGGCUGGGGAGAGCUCGUCAGCCUCGCGCUACCGAGCUGCGUCAGUGUCUGCCUUGAGUGGUGGUGGUACGAGAUCAUGAUCCUCCUGUGCGGCCUGCUCGCCAACCCGCAGGCGACGGUGGCCUCCAUGGGCAUCCUGAUCCAGACCACGUCGCUCAUCUACAUCUUCCCUUCCUCGCUCAGCUUCGGCGUGUCCACGCGCGUCAGCAACGAGCUCGGCGCGAACCGGCCCGGCCACGCGGGCCGCGCGGCCACGGUCGGCCUGAUGCUCGGGUUCGCAUUCGGCGGAGUGGCAUCCGCGUUCGCGUACCUAGUGCGGGGCGCAUGGGCAACCAUGUUUACGGCCGACCCGGCGAUCGUCGCGCUCACCGCGUCCGUGCUGCCGAUCCUGGGCGCGUGCGAGCUCGGCAACUGCCCGCAGACGACCGGGUGCGGCGUGCUGCGGGGCAGCGCCCGGCCCAAGGACGCCGCCAGCAUCAACCUCCGGUCGUUCUACCUCGUGGGCACGCCCGUGGCGCUCGUCCUAGCGUUCUGGUACCACUAUGACUUCCAAGGCCUGUGGCUGGGCCUCCUUGCUGCUCAGGCCGCCUGCGUGGUGCGCAUGCUGCUGGUGAUCGGGCGGACGGAUUGGGCCGCCGAGGCCAAGCGCGCACAGCUGCUCACUGGAGCAGGCGCGGUGGAGACCAAAGAGAGCAGCGGCAAGGGUAGUCAGAUCAUGAAAGUCGAAGCAGCCGGUGGAGAGGAGAAGCCGGUCUUGCUUAUCGACGUAGUGAUCGAGCGGCCAAACGAUCGCUGCUGACAUCCAAGGCAACCAUGCGUGUGCCAUUCGACGUUUGGAGCCAUUUUUUGUCCUUUUUUUUUGGCGGGAGAGGAACAAGAGAGGCGGACAGAGUGACAAUUUUGUCACCCAUUGGUUAUUUGUAAAGUUUCUUUUUAUGGCUGUUAUAGAAGAUGAGAACAUUGACAGGAAAUUUCAAAGAGUUUCUUUUUAUUUGUUGGUAGAACAACCUUCUCAAUACUCACAACGCUGCUCCCGCAGCUGCCCCUGUUAAAAGUGAGAAGGAGCGGGUAUAUUGCCACUAAAAUCACCAAUCCAAGAUUUUGAAGAGCUAAGGAGCAAGAAAAAAGUCGGGCACGUCGUGCAUCGUCAAAGUAGCAGAUCAUCUCCUAAUGCUGCAACUUACAGAGUGAUACAUAA
Molecule: messenger RNA, 2353 nt
Organism: Phragmites australis (common reed)
Lineage: Eukaryota; Viridiplantae; Streptophyta; Magnoliopsida; Poales; Poaceae
Product: protein DETOXIFICATION 49-like
Exons: 1
Coding region: 233-1954 (573 amino acids)
Biological process (GO): xenobiotic detoxification by transmembrane export across the plasma membrane
Cellular component (GO): membrane
Molecular function (GO): antiporter activity; xenobiotic transmembrane transporter activity
Source: RefSeq, a predicted model, not a curated record